This is a messenger RNA of Suncus etruscus (white-toothed pygmy shrew), 2317 nucleotides long. RefSeq names its product G protein nucleolar 3 like (gene GNL3L). Gene Ontology annotation, cellular component: nucleolus. The transcript has 17 exons. The record is from RefSeq and is a predicted model, not a curated record. Lineage: Eukaryota; Metazoa; Chordata; Mammalia; Eulipotyphla; Soricidae. Gene Ontology annotation, molecular function: GTP binding. Bases 444 to 2243 code for a protein of 599 amino acids.
AAGGCAGACCUCCUCCCACGCACACAUUGGUCUGCUGCGGUCCUGCCGUGAUCGUGGAGAUUCCAGAACCCACAGAUUUAGGCCCAAACGGAAAAGUGCAGGCCAGCAGGUUUUACGGCCUCAGCAGGAAUUUAGGCCUUCCCACUCCGAUCUCUUCCACGGGCUAGGAACUAAACCACAGACUGAAGGCGGGGCCAGCGCCGCAGCCCGGAAGAGACCGGCGGACACGAACUGUCAAUCAUAAGCUCCGCCCCCCCCGCGGGAGGUUCUGACAACAGAGCUUUGCGGUGGAAUCCGGAAAUUGAAACGUGCCGGCGCCCGGCACUGCGCCUGAACAGAAGUGCUUCCUUGUCUUCUCUCGGAGUCCCGCCGGAAGUGGAGUCUUCCCCUAUUCUGACAAGAAGUAAGUCUGAAGAUUUGAACUCAUCUUCUCUAAAGCAGUUAUGAUGAAACUUAGACACAAAAAUAAAAAUCCAGGUAAAAGUUUGAAAGGUUGCAAGAAGUCUACAAUGCGGAAUGGGAAGAAAGUAUCCUCCAUAAUGACUUCUGCUCCUCAGUUUGUUCAUUCCAAUGAUCAUGCCAAUCGUGAAGUUGAACUUAAGAAGAAGAGGGUAGAAGAGAUGAGGGUAAAGCAGCAGGCUGCCCGGGAACAAGAGAAAUCCCGACGUAGGACCAUUGAGAGUUACUGUCAGGAUGUUAUGAGACGCCAAGAGGAGUUUGAACGAAAGGAUGAAGUUAUACAGGAACUAAAUACGUUUCCUCAGCUGAAUGAUGAGGCCUCAAGGAAGUCUUAUUACAGGGAGUUCUGUAAGGUGGUGUCAUACUCUGAUGUGAUUCUGGAAGUUCUGGAUGCUAGGGACCCAUUGGGUUGUAGGUGUUUUCAAAUGGAGGAAGCUGUCCUGCAGGCAGAAGGCAACAAGAAACUGGUCCUGGUCUUGAACAAGAUUGAUCUGGUCCCUAAGGAAAUUGUGGAGAAGUGGCUGGAAUACCUUAAAAAUGAGCUACCAACUGUGGCUUUCAAGGCCAGUACACAGCAUCAGGUCAAAAACCUGAAUCAUUGCAGUGUUCCUGUGGAUCAGGCCUCUGAGUCACUGUUGAAAAGCAAAGCUUGCUUUGGAGUUGAAAAUCUCAUGAGAGUCCUGGGAAACUAUUGCCGUCAUGGAGACAUGCAUACCCAUAUCCGUGUGGGUGUUGUGGGCCUUCCCAACGUUGGAAAAAGCAGCCUGAUCAAUAGUUUGAAACGAAGUCGUGCGUGCAAUGUGGGAGCUGUUCCUGGGGUUACCAAAUUCAUGCAGGAAGUGUAUCUGGACAAAUACAUCAGAUUACUAGAUUCCCCAGGCAUUGUUCCAGGACCCAGUUCAGAAGUGGGUACCAUCCUGUGCAAUUGCAUCCAGAUACAGAAGCUUGCAGACCCUGUGACCCCAGUGGAGACCAUCCUAAAUCACUGUAAUGUGGAUGAGAUUUCCAACUACUAUGGCAUCUCUGGGUUCCAGACCACUGAGCACUUUCUGACUGCAGUGGCCCACCGCUUGGGGAAGAAGAAGAAGGGAGGCACGUACAAUUUGGACCAGGCAGCCAAAGCUGUAUUGGCUGACUGGGUGAGUGGGAAGAUCAGCUUUUAUAAACCUCCACCUGCUACCCACACUCUACCCUCCCAUCUCAGUGCUGAGAUUGUUAAGGAGAUGAGUGAGGCCUUCAACAUUGAGGAUACUGAAAAAGCCAAUGAAGACACCAUGGAAUGCUUGACCACUGGAGAGUCUGACGAGCUAUUGGAUGGCAUUGACCCUCUCGAAAUGGAUAUCAAGCAGCUCCAUUCACCUCUGGCAGGUGACAUAGAAAAUAAAGCCAACACGUAUAAGUGUUCAGAAAUUACUCCUGGAUCUGUACUCAAGGAUCAUUCCCGGCAGGCUUGUGGCACCAUACCCAAGGAACAAACCCAGAAUGGAGAUCUCACUGGAUAUUGUGCCAGUUCAAACCAUUAUCAGAAGAGGUGGCCUAAACGCAGUGUAGACUACUACCCUAUGAAUAACGACAUGGAGGACUGCAUUGUGGAUUGCUGUCCAAUGCUGCAGAGGAUCAUGGAUAUUGACCCCCUGCUGCAAGGCCAGGCUCUGGCAUCUGCUCUGAAGAAUAAGAAAAAGAGGCAGAAGCGUUCAGAUAAACUCGGCAGCAAGCUGUCUGAUUCCAUGAUGUCUGCUCUCGAUCUCUCAGGCAACACGGAUGACAAUGCUGGUGACAGAUGAAUUGAUUGACUGUCUCACCUCUUCACUCUUAGUACCAGUUCCAGUGAGGAUGGGGAAAUACAGAAAUACAUACA